Messenger RNA from Linum trigynum, 3149 nucleotides. The record is from the annotation of a GenBank genome assembly. NCBI's taxonomy places the organism in Eukaryota, Viridiplantae, Streptophyta, Magnoliopsida, Malpighiales, Linaceae.
GAGCACACCCAUAAUGUGCAAGAAAAGGGAAACCAAACUCUAUACAAAGAAGAUGAUGACGAACAAGGUUUGGACCAUCGGGUUGGCUGUCAUCUCGACCUUAGCACUCUUUGGCAGCAAGCCGAUAAUGGGGCAGCGGCUCCCUCUGCCACAGGUGCAAGACGCACAGGUGCCUUGUUUCUUCAUCUUCGGCGACUCCUUGGUCGACAAUGGCAACAACAACGGCAUGCUCACCCUCGCCAGGGCUAACUAUCGACCCUACGGCAUUGAUUUCCCCUUGGGCGCCACCGGCCGCUUCACCAACGGUCAAACUUACGUUGACGCUCUCGCUCGGCUGCUAGGGUUUCAAAACUUCAUCCCGCCGUUCGCCAGAGCUAGAGCGCCGCGGGAAGUGCUGAGGGGAGUCAACUUCGCUUCCGGGGCUGCCGGCAUCAGGGAAGAAACCGGUAACAAUUUGGGAAAUCAUGCGUCGAUGAACCAACAACUGAACAACUUCGGGAGCGUGGUGCAAGUGAUGCUGAGGUAUUUCAGAGGCGACACUUCUCUGCUGAAUUCCUACCUGGGCCGGUGCAUCUUCUUCUCCGGCAUGGGAAGCAACGACUAUCUCAACAACUACUUCAUGUCCAAUUUCUACACCACCGGCUCCGAUUACACCCCCGAGGCCUUUGCUUCCCUCCUCCUUCAAGACUACGCCAACCAACUCGCCAAGUUGCACACGAUGGGUGCCAGGAAGGUGAUAGUGACGUCGGUAGGGCAAAUCGGGUGCAUACCUUACCAACUCGCCAGGUACACCAACAACAACAACACCAAGAACAGCCGAUGCAACGAGAAGAUAAACGACGCCGUUUCCAUGUUCAACUCCGGUCUCAAGCGGCUGGUCCAGCGCUUCAACGCCGGCGGCACGGAGCUUCCCGGAGCCAAGUUCGUUUACCUCGACUUCUACAAGAGCACCAGCGACUUGUAUCUCAACUCCUCUCAAUACGGGUUUGAGGUGAUAGACAAAGGUUGUUGUGGGGUUGGGAGGAACAACGGGCAAAUCACAUGCUUGCCGUCGCAGCAGCCGUGCCAAGACCGCCGGAAGUACCUGUUUUGGGAUGCAUUCCAUCCGACGGAGCUAGCGAAUGUGUUGCUGGCGCAGUCGUCUUUUUCGAAUCAAACCUUCACUUAUCCCGUCAAUAUUCAACAACUGGCUAUGGCUUGAGAAAGAUAAUUAAUUAUGAUUAGUUUGGUCGAUAUGUGAUUUCUUAGGCUGUAUGUGUGGUGGAUGGAUUUGGUAUUUUGCAUGUAUGCAUGCAUGCAGAAAAAACCCACUUAAUUGUAAUAAUAAAAAGUUGACCUGUCACUCAUAAAUAAAUAAAAAUUGGAAGAACUUUUCAACACUGAAGCUGCAUGUGAUAGUAUAGUCUCAUUCGUGAAUGAAAUUAUAGGCUGGUGAAAACAUUCAUCAUGUGAGAGGAAACAUACAUCUUUUUCUAACUUAGACACUAUCAAAAAGGUGAUGAUUAAAAAGUGGAACAAGGAAUAUACUUUGGGAGAGUUAAUUAGGAGAGUAUGUUUAUGGUGAUUUUCACCGGGACUUGGAGAAAACAUUCAACCGUUUCUGGUAACUGGUCAACCUUUUUUAGAAACUGGUCUAGUACUACUGUAUCUAGGAAAACAAUCGACCGCAUCAGACAAAGUGUACGUCAACCUCUUUAAUAAGCGGCCGACCGGAUGACACACUUACAUUUAACUAACACCUGCUUUUUGAAAGUGUUAGACCAUUUUCGGCAAAUGGUUUACCACUUUUGAAGAACGAUCGACCAGAUGACACAGUUCCCUUCUACUUAUAUCAGGAAAAUAAUGGACAAUAGGAGGCCUACAGUAUAAAUGGUUUUGUAGUAAUACAACAUCCUAUCACACGUGAGCAACCAAAUCUCUGUGAAGAUUAUAGGCCUAGACAAUAAGAAAUAAGACGUUCUUUGGUAGAACGCGCAAAAACAAGAUGAUAAGAGAUUUAUAGACAUUGAAGAUGACACAAUUGUAUGACAAUAUUCAUACACACUUUUUAGUAGAUUCAUAACAACAAUAGCAACAAAACUCUUCCAUCACAAGAUAACUAUAGAAUGAUUCUCUCUCUUACUUUUUUUGAACUAUUUGCUCUCCCUUCUCUCUAAAGGCCGACCUUUUCCCUUCUCAUCAGGGCUGCCGCCGGUUUUCCUUUGGUGACCGGCGGUGGCCCAAGGUUUUUUCUUUUGCUGUUCUUUUCUAUAUUAUGCUUGUCUUGCGUUUUUUCCCCAGCCCAUGGUGGUUUUUUCCGGACCUUCAUGGUCAUUCUCCAAGUGGUUUUAUCCACAAUGUUCUUUCUAGUUUCUAGAUCUCGUUUGGCUUUGCUCAUUGGAUCUGAAAACUGCAACUUAAAGUGCUUCUAAUGGUGUGUUGUUUUUGGGGGUUCUACUCUUUGUUGGUGUGCUCAUCUCUUCUGUUGAGCAGAUUCACUGUUCCUCCCUUCCUUCUGUCACUGGUUUUAUUGAAGAUGUUCUGUCGACUGAAGUAGGGGGUGUGGUGUCAUUUUCGGGGUCGUUGGCUUUGUUGCUCUGGCUUUCUCGAGAUGGUGAAGUUGAUUCUUCAUUUUCCCGGUUCCUGGUCAUCCUAGCCCCCGGCUUCCUUGGCCUUUUCAGCUCAGAGCAUCCCGGUUUCAGCCUGCCCACCGCCGAGUAAUCCCUUCCAUGAGAUUCACUGUGAUGGGUCGUCUCUGAACGAUCCCCAGGUGGCGGCUUAUGGCAUUGCAAUGUUCAAUAGCCAUGGGCUUGUCUGGUUUCGGGUGAGUUGGAACCUUGCUUGUGUCGUGCUGAAUGUUGUGGAAGCAAGGGGUUCUGGGUUCUCAAUGUUAGCAUCCUGUUGUGGAGAUUCUUUUGUUGGAGAUCAAUCUAUUUCCUUUUCAUUUUCUGGCCUUCUCUUUUGAUUUAGAUUACUUUGACAUUUGGCUCCAUUGUUGCUCUGUUUCCUGCUCUCAUUGUAGUUCCCACCCCUUGUAACCGUGACUCUCAUUGCAAUACAAGUGCUCCUCUUGUCAAAAAAAAAAAAAAAAAGAUAACUAUAGAAUAAAAAGUAAGCAAACUUAGAAAUUUAAGGAUAGAUGAAAAUCUCUAUAAAGUAAGUCAAAUCUA